CUGUUUAAUUUAUUACAAAUUUCCAAAUAUCUAUUUCACCGUUUACCACGGUAAUAUAAAACAUGAAUACUAUAAGACCUUGCGGAUGCAAAGGAGUACGCACCUGCUUGCAGUGUGAACAGGACUUUAACAUAGAGAAACCAAAUCCUAGGAAGGAAUAUCAAAAGCUUGAAGCCUGGUCUUGGUGCAUCAAAUGCAGGAGAUUAUAUCGUGGUUGGAAUACACAAACUAUACAAGCAGAACAUCCGCUACAUGGAGGAGAAAAUGCUUUAGAUUUGCCGGGGAUAUUGGUUGAAGAACGCUUCCUUUCCCCUGAAGAGGCUGAGAAAACAAUUGCCGAUUUAGAUUCCUUACCAUGGUGUAUAUCUCAAAGUGGACGUAGAAAACAAAAUUUCGGCCCAAAAACCAAUUUCAAAAAACGAAAAAUUCAGAAUGGUAAUUUUCAAGGAUUUCCCCAGACAACGCAAUACAUACAACAAAAGCUUGCUCAGAGAGAGGUAUUGAAAGAUUUCCAAACUAUAGAACAAUGCUCAUUGGAAUACGACCCCACCAAAGGCGCUUCCAUUGAUCCCCAUAUUGAUGAUUGCUGGAUAUGGGGGGAACGGGUGGUAACAGUCAAUUGCCUGGGCGAUGCUGUCUUGACAUUGUGUCUAUACCAAGAAGUAUUAGACCGAGACCUAAAUGAUAUUUGCAAAUAUAAUUUAGAUUUAGUGCCCACAUAUGAGAAACAUCUUUUGUCACCCUUGCUGGACAAAGAUGAAUUGACAAUAUUUCAGGGAAAAGUGAUAAGAAUACCUAUGCCUAACCUAUCUUUAAUUGUUUUAUAUGGUGCAGCUCGAUAUCAAUUUGAGCAUUCUGUUUUGCGCGAAGACAUUGACCAGAGAAGAGUUUGUGUGGCCUAUCGAGAAUUUACGCCAAUGUAUCUGGAAGGUGGAAAAUCAUACGAAAAAGGCUGCGAAGUCACCAAAAAUGCUUUAGAAUUUUGGUAAUGUAUAUAUAUUAUCUCAAAAUAAUAAAAAAAGUUUUAAACUAUAAUUAACACAAAACUA
Stomoxys calcitrans (stable fly) is the source of this 1049-nucleotide messenger RNA. RefSeq names its product alpha-ketoglutarate-dependent dioxygenase alkB homolog 4. The transcript is spliced from 2 exons. The record is from RefSeq and is a predicted model, not a curated record. Lineage: Eukaryota; Metazoa; Arthropoda; Insecta; Diptera; Muscidae. The coding region runs from base 63 to 989 and encodes 308 amino acids. Gene Ontology annotation, biological process: oxidative demethylation. Gene Ontology annotation, molecular function: oxidoreductase activity; demethylase activity.